Messenger RNA from Zymoseptoria tritici IPO323, 583 nucleotides. RefSeq lists its product as uncharacterized. The record is from RefSeq and is a predicted model, not a curated record. The coding region runs from base 6 to 278 and encodes 90 amino acids. NCBI's taxonomy places the organism in Eukaryota, Fungi, Ascomycota, Dothideomycetes, Mycosphaerellales, Mycosphaerellaceae. The transcript is spliced from 2 exons.
ACGCCAUGGUCAAAAUCACCGGUUAUGAUUCUAACUCCUCGGUCAUCUUCCGGAUUAAAGCGGUCCAUAGACUUCAUUUCGCAGUUGGCGUCGGCGAAGCGAUUGAACAGAAUCCCAUAGUGUAUGAGAUCACGCUCUACGAUCGAGCUGUCGGAAGUCGAGAUGGUAUCCUUGUCAUGGCCGUGGUCGGUCGAUUCAGUUGGGAAUCCGCGGCCCGUGUGGGCCAAGACCGCGAGGCAGAGGAGUUGGAGUCCGUGAGCGCCGAGCAUGGUUCCUGAAUCAAUGGAAGAGAAAUAUUAUCUGGCUGGGGGACUGUGUGACGGUUUUGUAUAUCUCUGCUGCCAUAUAUUUCGGUUCAGACAGUCCGGUACCGUAGGUUUGUUUGGUGUCCGACAUUUUGCGUUCCAUGGAAUUGUUGCAGGCACCAAGCGAGUAACAAAGCAGUGACUGCGCAAAUUUCGGGCACUUGCCUGAGCCGAACCUGCGCGUGCCUGCCAACGAAUGAGGUACGACAUCCAUCAUUGGCAUGUGAUGACCGUGGUAUACAUUACCGGGCUUUAGGUUGUUCGCUUGGUCAGAGUAU